AAGUGCGCCAGUAGGAGCGGAAGAGCUUACUGACUCGGGUCGACAGCGGUUCCGGCAUGGUGGGCGGCGGCAGCGGAGUGGGCGGUGGCCUCCUGGAGAACGCUAACCCCCUCAUCUAUGAGCGCUCUGGGGAGCGGCCGGUGACGGCGGGCGAGGAAGACGAGCAGGUUCCCGACAGCAUCGAUGCGCGGGAGAUCUUUGAUCUUAUUCGCUCCAUCAAUGACCCGGAGCAUCCACUGACACUAGAGGAAUUGAACGUAGUAGAGCAAGUUCGGGUUCAGGUUAGCGACCCCGAGAGCACAGUGGCAGUGGCCUUCACGCCCACCAUUCCACACUGCAGCAUGGCCACCCUGAUUGGCUUGUCCAUCAAAGUCAAGCUUCUGCGCUCACUUCCCCAGCGUUUCAAGAUGGAUGUGCACAUCACACCAGGGACCCAUGCCUCAGAGCAUGCAGUGAACAAACAGCUUGCAGAUAAGGAGCGAGUUGCAGCUGCCCUAGAGAACACUCACCUGCUGGAGGUUGUGAAUCAGUGCCUGUCAGCCCGCUCCUGAGCCUGACUUUGGCCCUCAGCCUGCACACCAGUGUCCUGGCCUCAGCUUCACCCAAGGCUUAUGGCUUGUUUUCUUGAAUCAUAGAUGAUGAGAAACUAACAUUUUGCAUUUUGUAAUAAACCCUUAAUUUAUAUUCAUUUCCCA
Messenger RNA from Ictidomys tridecemlineatus (thirteen-lined ground squirrel), 695 nucleotides. The record is from RefSeq and is a predicted model, not a curated record. Lineage: Eukaryota; Metazoa; Chordata; Mammalia; Rodentia; Sciuridae.